Pseudoliparis swirei is the source of this 1958-nucleotide messenger RNA. Its product is annotated as zinc finger protein 502-like. Gene Ontology annotation, cellular component: nucleus. The record is from RefSeq and is a predicted model, not a curated record. Lineage: Eukaryota; Metazoa; Chordata; Actinopteri; Perciformes; Liparidae. Gene Ontology annotation, molecular function: DNA-binding transcription factor activity, RNA polymerase II-specific; RNA polymerase II cis-regulatory region sequence-specific DNA binding. Gene Ontology annotation, biological process: regulation of transcription by RNA polymerase II. The transcript is spliced from 2 exons. The annotation marks the transcript as partial.
CACAAACUCCUGGAGGCCGUGUUCAACCCUCGAGUUCAGCUGCACAGAUCAGAUGUCCAGCAGCUGGUUUGGAUUAAACCAAAUGUCCCCCCUGAGGACCAGGACCAAGAGGAGCCGAAGCCCCUCCUCAUAAAAGACGAGCCGGAGCCCCUCCUCAUAAAAGAGGAGCUGCAGGAUCUCUGGACCCGUCUAGAGGGAGAUAAGCUCAUUGUGCUGGAGGAGGCCGAUAUCACCAAGUUCUUAUCCACUGCUGUUACUGUGAAGAGUGAAGAUGACGAACCUCAGACCUCACGGCUUCAUCAAAGCCAGACAGAGGACAACAAAGAGGCGGAGCCUCCUGCCUGCAGCUCAGCUACGACAAUACAGACGGAAACUGAUGGAGAGGACUGUGGGGGAUCAGGACCAGACAGGAACCUAAAUCCACAUCGUCAUUCACAUCCAAAUGCUGAUGAUGAAGAGGCUUCAGACUCUUCUGAGGCUGAGGUCAGUUGUGGUGAUUGGCAAGAAGCUUUGUCAGAUUCUGGACCUGACAGUGAAGAUGGGGACAAUGUCUGGAAGGAGCCCAGGGCACCUGAGUCUGCUGCACAUGCCCUGAAAUAUAAGGAAGCUCUUGUAAGUCAUGUGGGAUGUAACACUGGCAACAAAUCCAAUGAAUCACAAUCAAAAGAGCUCAUGAGAGAGAAAGCAUUCUGGUGUGAUGUUUGUGGGAAAAGAUUUACACAACAGGGAAAUCUGAAGAAACACCUGAGAGUCCACACAGGAGAGAAGCCAUUCAGUUGUGAUGUUUGUGGGAAAAGAUUUACACAACAGGGAAAUCUGACGACACACAUGAGAGUCCACACAGGAGAGAAACCAUUCAGUUGUGAUGAUUGUGGGAAAAGAUGUAAACAACAGGGAGACCUGAAGAAACACAUGAGAGUCCACACAGGAGAGAAACCAUUCAGUUGUGAUGAUUGUGGGAAAAGAUUUACACGACAGGGAGAUCUGAAGAAGCACAUGAGAGUACACACAGGAGAGAAACCAUUCAGUUGUGAUGUUUGUGGGAAAAGAUUUACACAACAGGAAAAUCUGAAGCAUCACAUGAGAGUACACACAGGAGAGAAACCAUUCAGUUGUGAUGUUUGUGGGGAAAGUUUUGCAAGAAAAGUAACUCUGACCAAACACAAGAGAGUCCACACAGGAUAGAAUGUGUUUCGUACGUCUCUUUCCCUCCCCCUCUCUCUCUCCCCAUCCCCAGGAUCCAUGCAGGUGACGCCCGUGACCCUGACUGCAGAUGAACCUACAUCUGAGGACAUUUGGCUGAGAGCUGCCAGCCAGACGACCCAGUGGGCCUCAUAGAAGAGCUCAAGCUGUGUGCCGGUGCUGUUACGUGUGGUCCACAGGGUGCUGUUGUCCUACGUUUCAUCUCAUUGUAAAUAUUGCUACUGCCAUAUCGAUCGAUACUGUUAGUAUUUCCACUGGUCUCUGCAGCAUCGAUUCCGUUUCUAUGAAACGGAUAUUUUAUUUCUUAUAUUGAAGCACUCUAGGAUUAAGGUGUCUUUACGCUGCAGACCGCAUACCGGGAGCGGCUAACUUGUGGUGGAGUCCCUAUGUAGUGACACACUCUGCAAUAUAAUCUGUGUGUGAUGUAUGUAACUGAUGUAAUCUGUACUACGAUGUCAUUCCUUGGUACAUGCGGUAUCACAAAGUCUUGUAAUCAUGUGUGAGAGGUGUGCGAGUCCAGAGUGUCCGUAAAAAUCUAUUUUAAACUAUUUGAGCAAAAUGUCCAUAAAAAGAAGGAAUAGAGGUCUUCGAAUAGAUCCUUCUAGACGGAUACGGACGUUCAGAUAUUGAUCCUUCACUCUUUGGAAAAACACGUUGCUCAUCAGCUCGAGUUUUACUUAUUUAGCUGUUAACCUUUUUAUUUUUUUUAUCUUGUGUUAAAUAAACAUCGACUGCAUUGCAGUUUGACUACAUCA